This is a messenger RNA of Triticum turgidum subsp. durum (durum wheat), 243 nucleotides long. The record is from the annotation of a GenBank genome assembly. Lineage: Eukaryota; Viridiplantae; Streptophyta; Magnoliopsida; Poales; Poaceae.
AUGGCCAAGCGCACCGGCCUUGCUCAUGCAGCAACGCUGCUCUCGCUGCUGCUUCUCAUGUGCUUUGUCAUCCAUGUGCAUUGCCGAAUCAUGGAAGACAAAGUCAGCAAGAAGAUUCAUAUACCACAUGGAUUAUGCGUGCAUAGGGGCUGGAAUUGCCGCACUGCAUUCCAUUGCGAGUGUUGUUUACUAAGCAACAUCUGCUAUACUACAAUGGACUUAUGCGUGGAAGGGUGCAAAUAG